AUGGAGCCUUCUCAGAAUAUCUCUGUCCUGCGCGACCUUUUUUCAAAAUGUGACAGAGGAUACUUGAUGGAAAACCUAGAUUCCAGAGGCGAUUAUCAAACAUACGUCCCUGUCUUCUCUAUGCUGUUCAAUAUCGCCAAAUAUUCUGAUGCUAAAUCUCUGCUCAAUCACGGCCUUGACGAUGGCAGCCUCCCUUGGGCAGUAGUUCUAAGCGGAUUUAAGGAUCCUGCUGAGGGAAAGGUUGUAAGGAGCGAGUUCCUGGACCAGCAGUGGGGGAUUUGCUUUUCAUUGCUCGAGCUCGAGAGAGACUUCUCUAAUUUGGAGUUUCACAAGCUUUCUACCUUCCCAUUCCCGAAGAACAUACCGAUCCUGCAUCUGGGCAAAGAUAUACAGUCUGGGAUACGCAUGAUAAAUUUCCCUAAGAUUUCGUACAAUUAUAUAACAGAAAGAAUUGAGUGUUCAAACAUUACAUCGAACGAACUAGAACAUUCACGAGAGACGUUGGCUGAUAUCUUUGCGGACAAUAAACCUCCUUAUGAAUAUCAAGGCAUCAAAUACACGUGGGAGCGAGUUCUCGGGAUAAUUUCUAGCAUAAUGGCUGUCCAUGGUCAUGUUAAAAACUUGCGAAUUGACUACGACAUUACACCAACUACUAUUCUAGUUUCUACAGAUAGAGGUUCUGGAAAAGAUUUCUUCUUGGAUUUCAACGCUACAAAUGAUGGGAGAGGCUAUGAAGCUGAUAAAGCAAAUACUUUCGCUGCUUGUCACAACCGAACAUAUAGUAGGUCGUCCGCAUUCCCACGAACAUAUGCACGUGGAUCUGACCCUAGGUGUUUAGGCGCCCCCGAGUCUUCGUUUAUUACUAUGAGCAAUACCGAAAAAUGUUCAUCGGACGAUAUGUGGUCAUUGGGAUGCAUCCUCCUUGAGAUCUCGGCUUUCAUUACAUACGGACAUCCAGGCCUCCAUGAAUUCCAGAAGCAAAGGGAGAUUGAGAUUGCGUCUUUACACAGGAGUCUAGGAAACCUUGAUGAUAAAUGUUUUCACGACAGCCACGGCCCGCUCGUAUCUGUGCAGAAAUUUGUCCAGGGGAUCCAUCGCAAUGGGCGGCGUUGUGAUGAUAUCACCCCGCGGAUAGCAGAUUUGGCCUUGAAUCGAUUAUUGGUUCCUCAAAAGUCUAGGUGUACCGCAUUUGAACUCUUCAACAAGGUCGACGAGGCUAUCGAAAUUAGCAAGGACGUUUGA
Molecule: messenger RNA, 1242 nt
Organism: Clonostachys rhizophaga
Lineage: Eukaryota; Fungi; Ascomycota; Sordariomycetes; Hypocreales; Bionectriaceae
Source: the annotation of a GenBank genome assembly